CCCUCCCCUCCCCGCAACUUCAAUGGCAGACCCCUUCACGAAUAAAUUCUGCAGCCUGAGCCAACCUUCUGCGGCCAAACCCACCAAGCAUGCAGCAGCUCCGUCCACCACCUCAUCUCCGCGACGUUUUCCUUGCCUCUACUGUCCCCAGGAGUUUGACACCCCUCAAGCUCUCCUCGGCCAUCAGAAUGCUCACAAGCGGGAGGGAGCCGCUGCUCGGCAGGCGGCCAAACCCACCCAGCAUGCAGCCAAACCCACCCAGCAUGCAGCAGCUUCGUCCACCAACUCAUCUCCGCUACGUUUUCCUUGCCUCUGCUGUCCCCGGGAGUUUGCCACCUCUCAAGCUCUCGCCGGCCAUCCGAACGCUCACAAGCGCGAGCGAGCAGCUGCUGCUCGGCCAAACUUUCCGGCCAACAACCUGCAGGAAUACCGCCUACUUCCUCUGUUCCCCGCUUAUCCACAGCAGCCUUCGCCGCCGCCGCCCCAGCAGCACCAGGACCAGAACCUUGCUUCCAACUCGGUCCCUCGGAGCUUUCAGGGCGUUUCGACUGCUGAUGCUCUCUCCACUACCACUGAUGAGGAUGAUUCUGCCAAUAUGGACCUCACCCUCCGCCUGUGAAGGGCUUUAGACUGAAUGGUAUGGAGAUAUAGAUAAAUGCUGGUUUAUUAAUAAAAUCUGUUUUUAAGUUUGCUGAUGAGAGUUUCGUUGGCAUUAAUUCCCUAAUUCUAGUUCUUCCUAGCAUGAGAGUGGUUUGCUACUGGGGAGAAGUUUAUUAUGUGUGCGUAAUGUUUUAUGUGUAGGAGUAUACUCCAUUAAAUAAAAAUAUCUUACUGUC
Messenger RNA from Rubroshorea leprosula, 836 nucleotides. The record is from the annotation of a GenBank genome assembly. Lineage: Eukaryota; Viridiplantae; Streptophyta; Magnoliopsida; Malvales; Dipterocarpaceae.